Messenger RNA from Vicia faba (fava bean), 1254 nucleotides. NCBI's taxonomy places the organism in Eukaryota, Viridiplantae, Streptophyta, Magnoliopsida, Fabales, Fabaceae. The record is from the annotation of a GenBank genome assembly.
AUGCUGUUAACUAUAGCUUUUUCUUCGCAUUUUUCUCCUCAAAUUCCGCAGUACCGCUUUCGGUGUCAAUGCGGUAGUUUUUCUCCCGGAAAUGGUUUUCAAACGGAACGUGGUUUAGAGUUUGAUACCGGCGGCGCAUUUUACCGGCGAGAGAGUGCUACUGGGAGAGACCUCGGUGUGCUUGCUGCUUCAUUGCAGAAGAAGGAUAGUGGAAGCUUGCGUGUUCUUGAUGCUCUUUGUGGUUGUGGAAUUCGGUCGUUGAGGUAUUUGAAGGAAUCUGAAGCUGAUUUUGUUGCUGCUAAUGAUGGAAAUGAGUGUUAUGGGAGUAUCAUUGUGGAGAAUUUGAAUAGGGUUUGUGCGGAAGAGGAGAAGAGAUGGGUGGUUAGUCAUUUGGAAGCUAAUAGAGUUAUGACUGAGUAUUAUCUUCAGAAGAGUUUGUUUGAUUUUAUUGAUGUCGAUUCUUUUGGAAGUGAUUCUUCUUUCUUGAGGUCUGCUAUCAAUUGUUUGAAAUUUGGGGGGCUGCUUUAUGUCACUUCCACGGAUGGAUUCUCUUCUGGUGGCCACCGUCCUCAUCAUUCUUUAGCUGCUUAUGGAGCGUAUGUGCGUCCGAUGCCGUAUUCGAACGAGAUUGGUUUGCGAAUGCUUAUAGGUGGGGUUGUUCGGGAGGCUGCUGUGUUGGGGUACCAUGUAACUCCGUUGUUUUCGUACUAUGCUUAUCACGGACCUGUUUUCCGAGUUUUGCUCAGGUUGAAUCGUGGGAAGGUUCAUGAUAGUAGACAUUAUGGUUUUAUAGGCCAUUGCCACCAGUGUGGAAAUUCCAAUGAAUUUUCUUGGGACCAACUUGGUCAGUUCAGUUGCUCCUGCAGUGUGUCAAAGGUUUCAAACUCCCUCAAGGUAUCAGGACCUCUUUGGACAGGGCCUCUCCAUGAUGCGGCGUAUCUUACAGACAUGUUAGAUCUGGCCAAGCAGUGGGGAUGGAUUGGCUGUGAUGGUAAAGACAGUCUUGAAAAGCUUAUAAACUUGAUGGUGGAUGAAAGUGACCCCAGGUUGCCAUCUGGGUAUAUAAAGUUGGAUGAGAUGGCAAGCCGUGCGAAAAUCAAUACUCCGCCUCUGAGGAGCUUGAUGAGCGCCAUACAUGAGAAAGGUUAUGCUGCCAGCAGGUCUCACAUAAUCACAAAUGCAAUUAAAACAAAUUGCCCCAUGACGGAAUUCAUUAGUAUAGCCAAAGAACUACUGGCGGUAUCUGUCUCUUAA